Cyclopterus lumpus (lumpfish) is the source of this 1754-nucleotide messenger RNA. Its product is annotated as cytochrome b-245 chaperone 1 homolog. Bases 315 to 929 code for a protein of 204 amino acids. The record is from RefSeq and is a predicted model, not a curated record. Lineage: Eukaryota; Metazoa; Chordata; Actinopteri; Perciformes; Cyclopteridae. The transcript is spliced from 7 exons.
CCAAACUGGCUGGCUGGUCGGGGCAUUUACAAAGAGGCGCUCGUGACAGCAGAUUAACAAACGUCAUUAUGUCGAGCGUUAAAAGCCUCACAAUCGGUCGGGAAGCGUCUCCGCGUGCAUGGCAAGAUUUCAAAGCGGGGAGAAAAACGAUCCCGUCCAAUCAGCGAAGACGGAUCCAGGAAGGAAGUGUCACCAAGUUGUUCCAAUAAUAUGAAAAGAACUUCCUUAUAAUUCAGUCCAUGUGUUUCCUGGUACAAGUGCUGUUUUUAUAAACCUCGGAGACGCACAUUUACGGAAAGGAAGAAGAGUUUAAGAUGGGAUACAUGACGGUAGAGGAGCACAGCUCCACCCUGCUCCACCUGAAGAGAUCUCCGGGCAUUCGUUCCUGGUCUCUUCUUGUCGGUGUAGCGUCUGUUGGCUUGGCAGCUGCGUACUACAGCUCAGACAGCAUCCUGUGGAAGCUUUUCUACGUGGCAGGCUGCCUGUUUGUAGCCAUGCAGAACAUGGAGGAAUGGGAGGAGGCCGUGUUCGACAAAACCAAGAACCUGAUUGAGCUCAAGACGUUUAGCCUGUACGCUUUAGUCCUGACGUUAUGGAAGAAGGGCGACGAGAAAGUUGUGCUGGAUCUGACACAGCUGUGUGACAUCUGCGUCCAGGAAGAGAAGGUUCGCUAUUUGGGGAAGGGCUACCUGCUGAUGCUGCGGCUGGCUGCCGGCUUCUCCUACCCCCUGACUCAGGGUGCCACGCUGGGGGGACGCAAUGAUGUGGAGGCGGUGGCUGUGUUGCUGAAGCGCUUCCUGGGCCUGGAGGAGAUGCAGCAACGCAAGCAGCAGGAGGAAGUGGCCGAGUAUGGAGAGCAGGAGGAGCAGGAGGAGCAGGAUUCUUUGGACAACAGCAGUGAUUCAGAUGGCGAAGCAGACAAACUCUGAUCUGUCUGUGACCUGCAACCCUGCUGCGUCUUUGGGUGGAUUGAUUUGGGGGCAUUACAGAGGGUGCAGUUUAAGACACGUUAUACCGUUAGCAUGUGCAUGAAACACCACGGGUAUAGCCUCUUCCACUUUCUCCCUCGCAUUCCUCCUUCCUCGGGAGACUAUAGUAACAUACUUCUUUAUUUCCAUGUGAACUGGGAUGGGAAUAUGACCAAAUUUAAAUGUCUCGCCAUGCAAAUGCUUUUUCGAAAACAGCCCCAGAAAAGAUGGAAAAAGAGACUUUUGUCUUUCAUUGUACUUUUAGAUGCAGCUCUCUACAAGUGAAUAUCAUGCCUUUGCUCUUUUGCUCUAAUUACUAUUUAGAAAUACACUCCAGAUUACAGUUUUGCCGUGCCUUCCUGAUUAACUCUAAUAUGUGUUUAUGUGCAGGUCAAUGGAAAGGGCUUUUCCCACCGUUUCCUGGACCGCCCAGUUGAUAAUCACCUUUUUGGUUUCACGUGUGUUCACGAACGCAUGUGCAAACUGUAAACGGGUACGACUGAUUCUCGUGGCUCAAUGGAGAGUUAAUUACAUGCGAAACGCUUUAGCCUGUUGUUGUUGGUCUGUCUUUUAACGUUGAUGUACUUUCUGUGAACCAAAGACUGAAUCUCAGGCAAACACUUCGGUGCUUUGGACAAACCUCAAAGUGUAUGGGAUCAUGGCUGUUGAUGUCGGUGUGCUCUGCUGGAAAGAAAAUGGAGACAGUUUUUUUUUCUGGCUGAUUUUGUUGUCUAUGUUUACUUUGAUACAUUUGGAGGGAUUAUAUAAAGCUGUUUUGAUUGUAAA